ACCUUUAAAUCAAAUACAUGUCGUUGGAAUUCUACUUAGAAUUGCUGAGAACAAUUCUAAUUGAUAUUACAAAAAAUGUCUAAAAGAAGAUAACAAACCUCAAUUUGAGCCAGCAAUAUUCCUUGUCAGCGGAUUAAAAGGAUAGCAUUCAAUAUGGCGACUACAGUUGUAAGAUUUCGCGGGUUUGAACUUCUCGCAAGAAAUCAUAGACUCCUACUUACCCGAUGGAAGUCGUUCGGGGAUUUAGGUUUGCAUGAAAACUUAGUGGCAAGGCUCCGCGCUUUAAAAAUCCAAUAUCCAUCAGAAAUACAAACAAAGGCAUUACCAAUCGUUUCCGUUGGGGGAAACACUGUUAUUAAUGCAGAGACAGGCAGUGGAAAAACUCUAUGUUAUCUACUACCCAUUGUCAAUAGAUUGCUAACCAAUCCAAGCAUCUCAAGGACUUCCCCAUAUGCACUGAUACUCCUGCCGACUGUGGAACUUUGUCAUCAGGUAGAUGAGGUACUGAAGAGUAUUGCUGGACCAGACAUCACCUCCUGUGUCGUACAUCAUGACUCAAGAUUACACGUCAAUCAUCCCAUCAUCAUGGCUAUCCCAGGAGCCCUGCUUAGUUACCGUAUGCAAAGUCUAGACCCUGUUAAGGUUGUUGUAACAGAUGAAGCAGACUUUCUCACAACAAGUGGAGGGAAAGAUGUGUGGAGAGUGCUUAAUUAUAUGAAAUAUGGAGAACAUAGAAAGAUGAAGAAGAAGAACUAUGCUGUCACAAAAAGACUAGAUAAACGUAAACGUGAAGGGCUAACAGAUAGACAAUUCGUAUUUGUUGCUGCAACUUUGCCAUCAAGGGGCAAAAAGGCAAGCUACAAUGUCUUAAAGCAUUGGCUCCCCAAUUGUCAAAUGAUUAACUCAGAGAUUGCUCACCAGAAACUUCCAACUGUUGAUUUUGAAUAUCGAAGGGUUGAAAAUGAUUCAAAGCUUAACGAGCUUUUAGUGUGCCUUGAUUCUUUGCUGAGGGAUUCGUUGGAACAUGAAAAUGAGAUGGAAGAUCAGAAGAAAAAUACAAAUCGAAAGCUGCGGGUUCUGGUUUUUGCGAAUACAGCUAAGCAUGCUUCUAAGGCAUGUGCCUUUUUAACUGGGACUGAGAUUAAAGAAGAAAAAGAGGUCAUUGAAGCUCAGCUUCCAGAGUCUUAUAACUCGAGGACCAUCAAGGAUGGGUUAGAAUAUAUUAAGGUCCCUUCAAGCGGUGGCCACACAUCGGAAACAUCAAACUCUGACAAUUCAAAGCGAAUUAGUGAUACAAAUGUCAUAAACUUAUACAAAGAAAUAUGCGCUGAGCUACAUGGACACGUGCCAUUGCAUCAGAGAGUCCUCUCACUGGAAAAGUUUAAAAACGGUGAAAUUCAGGUUCUCAUAUGCACAGAUAUCGCGUCACGUGGUCUCGAUAUACCGAAUGUGACUCACGUGAUUCAGUUGGACUUUGCCACCGACGCUGCGCAGAUGCUUCAUCGAGUUGGACGCACUGCACGCGCAGGGUCUCAUGGGAAAGUUGUCAACUUCAUAACGAAGGAUGAUGAAGAGUUGGUGAAUGCUCUCCGAGCGUGUGAUAACAACUCGAAUGAAAAAACUUACGAAAACAUAUUUAGUCGGAAUAGGAUGUUCCGACGUCGAUUGCUGGCGCGCAACUUGACGAAGGCAUAACGAAUGCCCUUGGAAAUUAUGACUCGGCAACUCAACAAAGGUUACCUAAACGCGAAUGAUGCCGAGAAGAUUGGCGAAGACAUUUAACGAAUGCUCUCCGAGUAUCUCCGAGAAUGAGACCCGAAAGCAUGAAUGAGGUUACCAAUGCGACUGAUGCCGAGAAGAUUAACGAAGACAUUUAACGAGUGCUCUCCGAGUAUCUCCGAGAAUGAGACUCGAAAGCAUGAAUGAGGUUACCUAAACGCGACUGAUGCCGAGAAGAUUGGCGAAGACAUUUAACGAGUGCUCUCCGAGUAUCUCCGAGAAUGAGACCCGAAAGCAUGAAUGAGGUUACCAACGCGACUGAUGCCGAGAAGAUUGGCUAAGACAUUUAACGAGUGCUCUCCGAGUAUCUCCGAGAAUGAGACUCGAAAGCAUGAAUGAGGUUACCUAAUGCGACUGAUGCCGAGAAGAUUAACGAAGACAUUUAACGAAUGCUCUCCGAGUAUCUCCGAGAAUGAGACUCGAAAGCAUGAAUGAGGUUACCUAAAUGCGAAUGAUGCCGAGAAGAUUGGCUAAGACAUUUAAUGAAUGCUCUCCGAGUAUCUCCGAGAAUGAGACUCGAAAGCAUGAAUGAGGUUACCUAAAUGCGACUGAUGCCGAGAAGAUUAACGAAGACAUUUAACGAGUGCUCUCCGAGUAUCUUCAAGAAUGAGACUCGAAAGCAUGAAUGAGAUUACCUAAAUGCGAUUGAUGCCGAGAAGAUUGGCGAAGACAUUUAACGAGUGCUCUCCGAGUAUCUCCGAGAAUGAGACUCGACAACACAGUGAGCUUACCUAAGUGAGACUGAUACUGCAAAGUUAGCGAAGACAUAACGAGUGCUUUCCGAGAGUGCCACGGCGAAAUAAAUUCGAAAAUAUAUCCAUUCAAUCAGAUUUCCUUUCAAAAUUUGCGCAUUGCCCAUUACCAAUAAAAAAAGGAAAUACCACAA
Messenger RNA from Nematostella vectensis (starlet sea anemone), 2665 nucleotides. Its product is annotated as ATP-dependent rRNA helicase RRP3. NCBI's taxonomy places the organism in Eukaryota, Metazoa, Cnidaria, Anthozoa, Actiniaria, Edwardsiidae. Gene Ontology annotation, molecular function: ATP binding; RNA helicase activity; nucleic acid binding. Gene Ontology annotation, biological process: mitochondrial large ribosomal subunit assembly. The transcript is spliced from 5 exons. The coding region runs from base 154 to 1695 and encodes 513 amino acids. The record is from RefSeq and is a predicted model, not a curated record. Gene Ontology annotation, cellular component: mitochondrion.